Messenger RNA from Dermacentor albipictus, 5876 nucleotides. The record is from RefSeq and is a predicted model, not a curated record. Lineage: Eukaryota; Metazoa; Arthropoda; Arachnida; Ixodida; Ixodidae.
GAGCACACGUGGGUUGUUGGCGUUCGAGGAUCAUGGCCUCGAGUGCUUCGUCGACGCUCAUGGCUUUCUGGAACUGGGCGUUCGAUCACAACGGCCUCCUCGAUGAGAACUGUACCGCCGAACGCCGCGCCGUCCAUCAGGCAAACAGCAAUGGCGAGCCCGGCGCUGGCGGCACUGCGACCACCGCGACGGCCGCUAACGCGGAGGGCGCAGAGGCCACCGAGGCCGAGGUCGCAGCGGACGGCGUGGCCAGCGUGCCGACGCGCCACGUGGGGGUGGUGGCGCCGCGUCGGGCCCGGGACGAAGAGCUGCGCAGCCUGUACUUCCAGGACGGGAAGCGCCGCAUCGACUUCGUGCUCGCCUACCAGAAGGGAGACGACUCGGGGGCCGAGAACUACCGGCGCAUCUUCGAGGACAACCUGCUCAAGGAAGGUCUGGACCUCGAACUCGAGGACGCCGCGGCGUCAAGAGACGGCAAGACCAACUUCCUGAAGAUCCAUGCCCCUUGGAAAGUACUCGUAAAAUAUGCAGAGAAGCUUCACCUCCGGAUGCCAAUCAAGAAGCGGGGCAAAGUGGUCGCAUUCCCCACGGUGACGGUUGCGAAGGGCGAGAAGCCCGUCCUACCAGACCUCAAAUCUCCUCAGGUGGGCACAGUGUCCAGGAGACCCCGCAACACGUCGGCGUGGCUUGAGAGUGAAUCAACCGAAAUAGAAAACGAAGGCAAGCCCAAUGCGCUGGAAGCCAUGUGGGCCAAACUAUGGACGCCCUUCCCUUAUAACAAGGAACUCAUACCUGACGAAACACAGUACUUCAACGCGGAGUUUGUGCGCCAGCGAGAGCACAUCGGUGACGAAGAAGAUGACAAUUCGUACCUAAUAAAAAACAAGGAGUCGUUUUUCUCGCAAGCCAUACGGAGUCGCAUUGCGUGGGAAGUGCUUAUGCGAACUACGUACGAUGACAACGAUCGACAAAAAGGCAUAUACAGGCUCCUCAACGAACAGGUCUAUCUGGCAGCUUACCCUCUGCACGACGGUCCCUGUGGCAGCGGAUCGUUCGAUCCUCUUACAGAAGUUCCUACAGAAAGAAGGCUUCUCUACAGCGAAUGGGCCCGGCCGGCAUCCUGGUACAAGCAGCAGCCAUUGGUCCUCAUCAGGCGCUACUUCGGCGAGAAGACUGGCCUCUACUUCGCCUGGCUAGGUUUCUACACGUCCAUGCUAUUUCUCCCCGCUGUGGUGGGAGUUAUGACGACGUUGUACGGAAUCUUCGAAAUGGCCACGAACACACCUACGAAAGAGACCUGCGACCCCAACAUCGCCGGAAGUUUUGUACUCUGCCCAGGCUGCAAGAAGCGCUGUACUUACGACUACCUUUACACCAAGUGCACUUUUAGCAAGAUCGUGUACAUGUUUGAUAACCCGGCCACCGUAGGAUUUUCAAUAUUCAUGGCACUUUGGGCCACCAUUUUCAUAGAACUCUGGAAAAGACGCCAGUGCGUCCUUGGCUGGGAAUGGAAUCUCGCCGAUAUUGACACGCUCACGCAAUACACUCUUCCUUAUUUUCCACGCAUACCGGGACGGCAGUCGGCUCAAGACGUUGUUAACCCGGAGUACGAAGCCAAGGCAACGGUGUACAAGCUGAAUCCAGUGACUAUGAGGUAUGAACCAUACGUGCCUUUCUGGGAGAAGGCAAUCAGGAUAUCAGGGGCCAAUUCCGUCGUCCUAUUCAUGUUGUGCUUGGUGAUAUGCACGGUGUUCGGCAUCAUCGCCUACCGCAUCAUUCUGGUGGCGCUGCUGUCUCGAGACCAGAACUGGCGCGCACUGGCCCAUGUCACCACGGCGGUAACGGCCUCGAUGCUCAACCUGGUCAUCAUCUUGCUCAUGAACAGGGUAUACAGCAGGAUAGCCACCCGGCUGACAGACAUUGAACGCCCGAGGACGCAGCGGGAAUACGAAGACAGCUUCACGUUCAAGAUGUUCCUGUUCACGUUCCUCAACACCUACUCUUCGCUGAUAUACAUCGCAUUCUUUAAAGGAAGGUUCUCCGGGCACCCAGGCAAGGAGGGAACACUUUUUGGAUACAGCUUGGACAAGUGCGAAGGUGGCUGCCUGUACGAAGUGUGCGUUCAACUGGCAAUAGUCAUGGUGGGCAAACAAGUCAUCAACAACAUUCAGGAAAUCGGACAGCCACUGGUCAUGAAUUGGUGGCGAUCCUGGCGGCGGGAUCACAGGGCCCGUGACAUUGGCGAUCGCAAAAGCUGCGUGGCUCGCUGGGAGGCUGACUACGUGCUGGCGCAGUGGCACACGCUCUCUCUCUUCGACGAGUACCUGGAGAUGGCCAUUCAGUUCGGUUUUGUCACCCUCUUCGUGGCCGCAUUCCCGCUGGCGCCACUGUUUGCGCUCCUCAACAACAUCGUGGAAAUCCGCCUGGACGCCUACAAGUACACCUCGCAGAUGCGCCGGCCGCUUGCCGAGAGGGUGCCAAACAUUGGUGCCUGGCAGGUGAUACUUAAGGGCGUCUCCGUAUUUGCUGUCAUCUGCAACGCGUUCCUGAUCGCCUAUACCAGUGACUUCAUUCCGCGCAUGCUGUACCGCAUGGUGCACACCAAGAACCACAGCCUGCACGGGUUUGUCAACUUCACGCUGUCCUCGUUCGACACGAGCGACUUCGACGACGAGACUCGGCCGGACAACGCCACGCUGGACGGAAUCACCGUCCGCCACUGCAGGUACCUCGACUACCGUGAGCCACCCGGCUCGGGAAACGCGUACCAGCUCACCCUGACGUACUGGCACAUAUUCGCCGCAAGGCUCUUCUUCGUUGUUGUUUUUGAGCAUGUGGUCUUCUGCAUAACGGGUCUCGUGGCCGCCCUGAUACCGGACGUUCCCCGGUCGGUUCAGCAGCGGAUCAAGCGGGAGCAGAUCGUGGCGCAGGACACCAUCGCUGGACUGGACUGCGGCCAACAGCCCCAGCCCCGCAAAGGAUCCAGGAGUGGCUCUUCGGCCCACACUCUUCGAAGGAGUGUGGCCGUGUUGUGGACUGACGCGGAGUCAAGCCCGUGCUCCAGUAAGCAACCAUCGUCAUGGUCGACAACUGCCGGCGUCACUUGAAAUCCAUGGUCACUUGGCGCAGAAGGGGCUGUGCUUCAGCCAAUGCCGCAGGGCUUCAUAUCUACAAGUUUUAUGGGCUUCAAACAGUUGGUUUUUAUUGACGCGCCAGGCCGUGGUUGUGAUUUCGCUUCGCACUCUUCGUGCAUUUCAAGAGGCGGCUUCUCCGAGGCUUGCAUGCUAAUUCCUGUGUUCAAGACAAGUCCAGUGACAUUUCCCCGCCGCCACCCGUACACCUCAACGUCUUCGCCUUGCAUCUGGACUCGAAUCAAGCGUUCAGGGUCGCCUUCACUAGUACAGGAGGACGAUUUUUCUUCAGCCAUGGCAGCCGUUGUGGACCAUGCACCACUGAUCAAGUCUUCAGGAUGACGACGGAGGGAUAGUUGCUUGCACGAACUCUUUCCCUUGUCCGUGAACUGCGUGUACUAUCCAACUCCUGGUACAUACUGCACCGUGAAAGUGUACCGUACAGCUUGUGCCGUGGACACUCAUUCAUUCUGGUGUCGAAAGCACGGGUUUGUUGAACAAGCACCCCAACAAUUACAUAGUUGGCCAAGCGGGCAGCCGUGGUUAGUAGAACACUUCUAUUGAUAUGAAAAUGGAAAUUGUGUACAGAGACCCCACGACCACCCGACGUCAGCGAUAAUGAUGUGGACGCUCUGAGAAGAGAAUGAACCGUUCUUCAUUUAAACAGUGUCAUGCCCUUGAACCAUGAACCUGUGUGAGUGCCUCCUUUCGGUUGUAUUCAAGGAAAUGUAGCUAAAUGGGUGUCCGCGCCAAGGCAGUGCAGCUGUACGAUAGUGCAUGGUUUGUGUUCCUGUGACAUCUCGCAGAAAAGGAGAAGCCUGUUUGGCUCGCCCAUGAACUUGCUAGUUCCAGUUUCGAGGCUGGACAGCACGCUGUUGAACUCGGGAGGUCGUAUCGGGCGUGGUCCGGCAUACUGGCCCGGUGGCGUAGACCUAGCGCUCCAAGGCAGAGUGCGCUCCCCAAAUGCAGACUGGACCUUAUGGCGAUAACUGUCAUAUCAGACUUUUAUUCACUUACUUGCAGUUUUCUUUCGUGAGUGGCUGUGUGGUGGUAUCGCUAAACACACAUGGACGCACAUAAUCAUCGUAGCGAAAAACAUCCCAAGCCUGACAUCAAGACGCAAAAUAGUGUGGGAAAAGAAGUCUAGGGACUGUCUGGUUUUUAUUGCUGUAGAUGUGUUCGAACACUGGCCUGCACUAUAGCUUAUAGCGUGUACACACGCCGAUAUAACGUUACUAUGAGCGGCACCAUCAGAGAUUUUGUGCGGAACCCUCCGUGGUUGCUCAGUGGCUUUGGUGUUGGGCUGCUGAGCACAAGGUCGCGGGAUCUAAUCCCGGCCACGGCGGCGGCAUUUCGAUGGGGGCGAAAUGCGAGAACACCCGUGUGUUUCGGUUUAGUUGCACGUUAAAGAUCCCCAGGUGGUCGAAAUUUCCGGAGUCCUCCACUACGGCAUGCCUCAUAAUCAGAAAGUGCUUUUGGCACUUUCUGAUUAUACCCAAACCCCAUAAUUUAAUAACUUUGUGCGGAGCGCGUGCUCUAGCCAAUAUGUGGUGAACAAAGUCUCAUUCGGCUUAUCUGUAAAGAUAAGCUGAAUGUCAAGCAACAUGGUACGUGCCGUUCCGCUCCUGCAAAUAACUCCGUUUUUUCUUUAAAAGUUGCCGGGAACAACAAUAGCUCCAUCAUCGGGCCUUUCUCUGUAGUUUUCACUGUGGCGUCCCUAAAGAACGAACGACGCCUGCAUGUGGUUUUGGUUUUCUUUUUGAUCUCUCUGUCCUUACUUCUGAGAUAACAUGUUGGCAUGUAUUAGGAGAAACAAUGAUACAGAAACAUCAACAUUUCUUACGGCUGUCGUCAGUGCAGUUCAAUUUUCAAAUAUUCUUAUGCACUGAAUGAUCAAUAGUGCCGACCAAGCGAAUCAUCACCCUGGUGCCGGUGUUUCGAAAAGGGCAUUUUAAUGUCCUCACGAAGACAAGGUCCUCUUGUGAAAACGUAGUCUCCAAGCUGAGGCUUCUUUUGUUUGCGCCACGCUGUUGAUCAACUCGUCUUAAUCCUCUCAUAUUGCCUCUCUAAGGUCCUUUGAAAUUUUAUGGUGGCAAUUAUUACAAAUUGUAUAUGGCAUCUUAAGUUGAAUUUCUUUAAGUAUGAUGCUGUUAUGACCACUAUGAUAAGUGAGGUUAUGUAACUGAGAGGACGAGAGGCAGGAAAUAAUGUACCUUCCCCAGCAUAACUGAAGCCCUAGUCCUGGUCUCUUUGGUGGGCUUUGACCUCCUAGCCUGGGAUAUUCAUUGUGCCGUACCAAAAGCAACCACCACGCUUUGCCUAAUAUCCGGGGAAACAGCGACUAUGUCCUUUUAGCUGCCGAAGCACUUAUGUAUGGCCUCUGAGAAUAGGUGGCGCAACAGUUGCUGCGGUCACCGCGUCUCCGAGGUCAUGGCUCAUGAAGCUUGAUUACUGGUCUCGUCAGAGGGUAUCGCUGUAUUUCUUUUUGUACAAUGUGCCUAAACUUUGAGGUUGUAUCACUUCAUACGCGUUCUUUGAAAAAUAAUGGUUGUAUUUAUUGCGGGAAGUUAAUUGAAUUAUGUAUUGCCAGUGUUGUAACACAAGUACCCCCGCUGUAGACAGGACGGGUGAAUACAUUGGAUAGCAGCAGUGUGUGCUCAUUGAUUUCUGCCCUAUAUAAUUGGUUCAAGAACUGCACCACUACGUGUCAACAUACUGCGAAGUACAAUCUCGGCCUGCUCCGCA